UCCACUAGUGGACGCAGUUGUCAUCCUAUUAGUUUAAGAAAUAAGACAGGAACAUGUCUCUCUUAACCUAUAUUCUUACCAAGAGGUGUUGAGAAAAUAUCAAAUAUCACUUAAUAACUCAUACAAAUAGGAGAGUUGCUUAUUGUAAAUGCCGAAUUGUAAUAGUUUGUUUUGUUUUAAAAUCCUUGUGGAGAUAAUGAACGGAAUCUUUACUUCUGCAACCCCACUGUUUAGCUAUGCUGUCAGAUGAGAAGCCAGCCACAGGGUGCUGCAGUUGCCUAGCAACGGUGCUAAGCUGCAGCCAUUGGUUGGCUGUGCUGGGUUUUGAUCUCUGACAUGAGAUUCUAAAAAGGCUUUGAUCCUUUCUGAUGUGAUGCAAUAAAAACGGUCUUUAGAAUUAGACCCAUAGAAAUUUAAUUCACUCCUAUUUCUAUCCGUAGAGCUGAAACAAGGUUAUUUUGAGACCAGAUUAUAAUUCAAUACAACACAAAUCUAAAAAAUCUGUAGGCUGCUAAACCUCUUUCGAUAUCAAUGCAAGAAGAGUAAAAGAGUCCUUGAAACACAAAACAAGAUUUUUUUUUUAUCUCACACAGUGCUGGUACAGAAAAAGUCUCUUAACGAAAACCAAUACAGUUGAUUUUAACAAUUAUCAUGUCUGGAACAGAAAUAUCACAGACAGAGGACAUGCCUGAGGUUACAGGAGAUACUGUUCACCUACUGAUCGAAUCCUUUUUUAAAAAGAUAACACCGGAACAGUGGGAAUCGUUGAAAUCCUGCACCUCUGAUGAUGCCACUAAAAUUAUGGUGGCUGACCUGCUUUUGGACAUAAUAACAUUGUUGUCAAAAGUCUGGUUGACAAAUCUUAGGAGAAAAAAUGCUGCAGCGCCUGAGGAGUGGGUUUUUUCUGAGGAGUGUGUUAUGUCCAGUCUGAGCGACAUAUUCUUUCGGAGUUUUGCCGGGGCUCUGAAUGCCGAGGACCAAGUCGAGUGUGUCAGCUCGCAGCGCUUGACAGGUUUGGUCAGUAAAGAGGUUGCAGAAAGUGUCAAAUCUGCUCUCUCCACUACUAUGUACACUACAGAGCCUGUGAUAAUUCAGCACAUCACUCCCCCUCACAGGCUUAAUGCUAUGGUUGGUCAUGUCUGCAAAAUGAUAAAAGCUUUCACAGCCAAGAUAAAAACUUUGUGCUCGGCUCAAACCUGUAUGGAGACGAGUCAUACCAGUCCUACGCAGAAAACAGAACAGACGCCCUUCCAGGGAGAAGUAACAGAAGAUAUGGAGCCGGAAGACACUGAUGACUGCAUACAAUCACCAGUCACAACUGUGGAACCAGAAAUCUCGGAGAACAUCUCAUCAGACGACAGUGUGAUUGAGAUUCCAAUAUUGACGGCUGUCGAAGAAAUAAUCAGGAAGGAGGUGAUGGCGAUAAUUGAUCCUCUUUUGGAUCAAGUGCCGGACUUCAAGUAUGAACUGAUACGAUCUGAAUGCUCUCGGGAGAUUGAAGAUGUUGCAGAAGACAUCGCUCGGUCAAUAACUCAAAUUAGGAGUUUGGACGGGGCAGAAGCUGCAAGUCCAAAAUGUCAACUGUUUGUAAAAGCAAUAACGAGCAAGAUCAAGUCCUUUUUUACAAUGCGCUUGGCCAAAGCUUGGUAUUAUCGUAUAUUGGAGGAUCUCAAGGCCAAAUUCCACAAAGAAUCAAACGUUGAAAGCGAGCACUCAAGACAGACAGCCAUAGAGAGCUUUGACUCUCUGCUUCAGACUGAGGAUAAUAACAAACCACAGGGUAGAAAUGUGGUUAAUGUGAUUCAGAAGUUCAAGAAUAUGACCCUCGGUAAAAUCAAGAUAUUCACACAGGAAUUUACUGAUAUCCUCUACGGGGAAAUCACACUUGGAAUGGCACCCGAUUUGAUCCCAGAACCAAUGAGAGGGAAGUCAUGCAGUAAUGUGAAUGUGCCUGAUUCACAUGCUGACAUGUAUGCUGACAUGUAUGCUGAAAUUCGAAACAAAGUGUGGAAUUUCAUGGGACUGAUAGGGUGGUGGCUGAACACUCAGAUCGACAGCCACAGUAAUAGGGUGGUUAACAAAAUAUUAAAAGAGUCACUGGCAGCACCACAGCUACCAAAGGUCAACAUCACCGAGAAGCCUGUAGCAACUGCUCCAGCUCCUAGCUCAGUAUGUGAGGAGACUUGUGCCGUACCUGCCGUACUCAUCAAGAUAUUCACAGAGAAGCUGGUUUCGCGGAUAUACAGGAAAGCAAAAGUGAACUGGUCUAUUGGAAACCCAGAGGCCAACAUUUACCAUCUGUCUAAUAGAACAUGGGACGAAGUCAAGGGUAUCCAUUUUGCUACUACCCAAAAAACGUUUAAAAACCUUGACAAGGCCAUUUUCCAGGACUUGUGUAAGAAGUGGGGCUGUGCAGACGAGGUGCUGAUCUUCAUGCGUCUAGAAGAUCCAGCACUGGAAAAAUGUAUUGCCUCCUCUGUCAAAGAUUACCUGACGACACCACCAAAAAAGUGUAACACCAUCUGCAGGUUCUUCCUAUCUGUGGGAAAAGCCAUCUCCAAUAUCUGCAGACGUAAAGCUAGAGUUAUGCCAGUGUAAUGUGUUUUUUUCUACUAAGUUUGGGUUUUCCCCGGGCGCUCCGAGUGUUUCUCCCACAUUCAAGAAAAUGAAAAAAAAAACAACAUUUGCAGCAAAGGGCUCCAGUCCUGCCUCACAUCCAGGUUACCGUCUCCUCCACUGGGUGACCAAUGGAGCAGGAGGUUACCUAGAUGGGGGACAGGACUUGAGCUCUCAGGGCCACCUCAGUGGUCAACAGUGGGACUUCACAGCUGGAAGGCGAGGGUUCAGUGAUUGGUCCUGAGCCUUUCUGAGUUUGUGUCGUGUCUGCUGUGGCGUUAAGUAUGGGUUUACCCCAGGUGCUCCGGUUUCUUCCCACAUUCAAUGCGUAUAACAUCUACUAACUGAUUAAAUAUAAAAUAAAAAUAAAUGAAAUAAAAAUUGGCUUAUCUCUGUCAUCAUUUGCUGUAAGAGCUAAUAUGCAACUCAGAAUGAAACUCUGCUGAUCGUGGCCUGAGAUCACUGAUGGUCAGAUGUUCCAAAUAAUUAUCAAAUGACAUAGGCUACAUAAGAAAGUUCAACAAAGCAGAAAGAUUUGGAGCUUGUUAAGAUUUGAGAGUUAGGCGUGGCUAAAUGAAAUUA
Molecule: messenger RNA, 3198 nt
Organism: Sander lucioperca (pikeperch)
Lineage: Eukaryota; Metazoa; Chordata; Actinopteri; Perciformes; Percidae
Exons: 2
Coding region: 652-2598 (648 amino acids)
Source: RefSeq, a predicted model, not a curated record